AUGGACCUGCACGCUCACGUAAACCCUUUCAAUGAGCCGCCCGGCGGCGGCGUCCACGCGGAGAGCUCACACAUCUCCAAGGAGUUGCUGCAGGAGGUGCGCAGAGAUGAUGCGGCCAUGGCUGACGACCUUGUUGCGCUUGCUCCACGUUGCGGUCGUACGUUUCGCCCAGGCGCAUCGACGACGAGCGUUUCGGACGGCAUGGUGAUGAGUGGCGCGCUCGCGAGGGUGGCGGCGUUGGGCGGUAGUGCUGGGUACGCUGUCGACGUGCACGACACGCUCACGACGAGUGAAUUUGUUCAGCAGAAGCGCGAGGUCGGCCUCGUGCGCAUGUCCCUGAUGACCAAGAAGGCUGAAAUUCGCAAGCUGGAGGAGAAAAUCCACCGCGCUGAGAAGCGACUGCACCAGCAGCAAGAGCAGUUGUCGAACACGCGUGAGAAGUUCAACAACUUUUUGAAGUUCAGCAACCUCGAGCAGGACGCUGCGGUGCGGCGAGCGGACGACGAAGCGCGCAGCAAGCAUGCCAAGACGAUCGAGAUUAAGAAGCUCUCAGCCCUCAUCAGCCACGCCGAGGCGGAGAUGCGCAAGACACGGGUGCGAAUCGAGAACUGCGUUGCAUACAAGGACUUUCUCGAAAUUCUGGCAAAGCCGCAGUGGUUUUACGACACACUGAGCAGUCUGCGUAUCGAGGACGCGACCGAGAAGAUUCUCCUGGACGCCGAGGAGGCGUAUCAGGUGCGGUCAGCUUCCCUGACUGCACAGGAGGCGGCACGAUUGGAGGCGGUGCAGCAGGCAGUGCUGGCGAGGGAACGGGAUGGGGCAUCGUCUGAGAAAAGGAAGCGACCGUCUAUCUCGGCAGCUGCACAACGGAAGGGGAGGCAGCACGCCAAUGCCACCCCGGUCGUCGAGGUGGAGGAGCCGAAGGUGGUGCCGCUCGAGGAGCAACUAGAGCAUCUCUACGCCUCCGUUGAGGAAGAGGCCCGCGCCGCCAUCGCGGCCGCUACAGCAAGCAUCCACGCGGAGGUCGGUUCCAUGACGCUGGCGGAUGUGAAAGACGAGCUGCACCAAAACUACGAAGAAAAUCGGUUGCCGCUGUGCUUUACCUCUGCCGAUGAUCUUCUGGAGGUGUUCAUCAACGUAGAGGAGGGCAACUUGUUCUUGAUUCAAAACUGCCACGAGCUGGAAGAGGAGCUAGAGGGCGUCGAGAUGGGGUACAUGCAGGAGCGAGAGGAGAUGAACGCCAUGGUUAACCAGCGAACGGCGCAGCUGGAGGCGCUGACGAGCAACGUAGCGGAGGCCCAGAAGAAGUUACAGGCGGUAGACGAACGGAUGAUGGCGCUCGAGCCGCACGGAAAUCUGCAGGCAAACGCGCCAGCUGCAUCGACUGCGUCGACGUCCAAACGGGCCAGAGCAGGCGCAUCGUCCAUUGGCGGCGCAUGGGACACUGCCGGUGUCGCCUCAGCCUCCAAGUUGUCCCCGGAGGAGCUCAAAAAGAAGGUUGAGGAGUCGAUCGAGCACAUUUUUCACCUGCUCCGCACUGGCGAUCAGCAACUCAAGUUCACAGCGCAGAACCCUAAUCUCCGCAAGAGCGUUGAAGGCACCAAAGUGGCUGGCAACGCGAGUCAUGGCCGAUUGGGUCCCGCCUCCAUGCAGCGCGGUCCCAAGCCUAUUCAGUCGUCAACGAUGCAGGUGGGUAGGAUGAAGGUAGCCACCGGCGACCCAUCCUAUGAUUUGCAGCGUCCUUCGAGUUCGGCGCGCCGGCCGAGGAACAGCUCCGCCGGCGCGACGACUGCGGGCGGCACGGCUGAUGCGGGGUCGCAUCAGCAGCACCACGACGCCUCCAUGGGUCCGGUAGAGAUGCUGACCAUUAUUGAGAACAAAUUGGAGGAGUAUCACCGAUACCUGAUCGACCCGACAAACCAUGUCGAGCUGGCCCUGAUGAAGGCCGUGAUGAAGCAGAGUGACAAGCAGCGUCGUCGUCAGGCGCGAAUCAUUCACCUGGCUAGCCAAGCGGAUGAGCAGGAGGAACGGAUCCGACGCGCGCUGGAGCGGUCGCAGGCACCCAUCAUCCACAAGAUCGGCAAGCCGUUCCGUCCGCGUUCCUUUGUCUCGAAGACCGUGGACGAGAAGUCGCGGCGCAAGGCGGAGCGGGCUGCUGGUGCGCUGAACGGCUCACUCGAUAACAUCGACUCGGACGAGGAUGGUGCUGAGUUCUUUAUGUAG
Leishmania mexicana MHOM/GT/2001/U1103 is the source of this 2223-nucleotide messenger RNA. RefSeq lists its product as hypothetical. Bases 1 to 2223 code for a protein of 740 amino acids. The transcript has a single exon. The record is from RefSeq and is a predicted model, not a curated record. NCBI's taxonomy places the organism in Eukaryota, Euglenozoa, Kinetoplastea, Trypanosomatida, Trypanosomatidae.